Messenger RNA from Pieris macdunnoughi, 330 nucleotides. NCBI's taxonomy places the organism in Eukaryota, Metazoa, Arthropoda, Insecta, Lepidoptera, Pieridae. The record is from the annotation of a GenBank genome assembly.
AUGCACGGUUGCAAUAGCAAAUAUAAUUCUGGAAGGAGAGUGUAUAAUUGGAUGGAGUUUGGUGGAGGUAGUUCUUUUAAAAGCGCCCCCGUGCGCUGCUAUAAAUGUUUGGAAUUGGGACACACACAGGCGUCUUGCUCAUCCACUGUUGACCGUGGCAAUGUGUGCUAUAGGGACACAAAUCUGUCAGAUGUGACGAAGCACCACAUUGCGUUAUAUAAGCCUCCAAUUUUACCCUUACACAAGGCACCUGGAGCCGAAACCAGAAAAGAUCGUCCUUCCAUCGCAUAUGAGAUCGUCCUUAGCGCCGUUUGUCGUUUCACUUCCUAG